Messenger RNA from Helianthus annuus (common sunflower), 1239 nucleotides. RefSeq names its product protein FAR-RED IMPAIRED RESPONSE 1-like. The coding region runs from base 1 to 1239 and encodes 412 amino acids. Gene Ontology annotation, molecular function: zinc ion binding. Gene Ontology annotation, biological process: regulation of DNA-templated transcription. Lineage: Eukaryota; Viridiplantae; Streptophyta; Magnoliopsida; Asterales; Asteraceae. The record is from RefSeq and is a predicted model, not a curated record. The transcript is spliced from 4 exons.
AUGAAGGUUGGGGCUGCCCUAUGUUCAAAUACAGAUUUCAGGAAAAGAUUGUCUGCAGUUGUUUGGACUGAUUAUCUAUUGCCCAAAGCGUUUGAGACUGAAUGGGCAGCUAUCUUAAAUGAUUUCGGUUUAACCGACCAUGAAUGGCUGACGUAUAUAUACGGGCUCCGUGAAUCAUGGAUUCCAGCUUACUAUCGUGAAGAAGAAAUGUCUGGACUUAUGCGGACAUCAUCUAUAUCCGAAAGCGAUAAUCACAUUUUUGGCAAGAUUAGCAAUCCAAAGUGCAUGUUGGUUGAAUUUCUUAAUCACUUUGACAUAGCUAUCGAAGCGCAAAGACACGAGCAUCGAAAAAUGAUCAUGACACUCGAUACACCAACCCUGCACCGUGCAGUGAUUUUUGUCAGAUUAGAUCAUGUCGGUGAUUUCAUUAAGUAUUUUAUAAAGGAUCUCGAUCAGCCAUGUUCUGUGUUCUUUGAGGUUAUGAUAUGCGAGGAGGAUGCUACUGUUAAGUGUAACUGCAACAGGUUCGAGCAGUUUGGAUUGUUGUGCAGUCACAUUUUUUGUGUGUUACGGAUUCUUGAUGUAAGGGAGUUUCCGAAACAAUAUAUAUUGAGGCGAUGGACGCGUGAAGUUGUUCCAAAUAGUUCCCCCGGGUCCAUUCUUACGGAUGGUGGUGAUCCAGAUCGUAGUAAGGAGGUUAGCCGUUGUGUUCGUGAGAUUAGUCAUGCAACUGAGUAUGUUGUGAACAAGUUAAUUUCAAAAUUUGAUCAGUUGUGUAAUUUUCGUGAUCAUAUCAAGCAGUUUAUGUCAGUCGCUGAUGAAGCUCAGAUAAAUGCACCUCCCAAGACACAACGUAAUCGAUUUGCUGAACUGCUAGGAGUUGCUCCAGAGAGCACGGCCACUAUCUGUGUUCCAGUUGGUACCAGGUUCAAGGGUUGUGGUUCUCAUAAACGCCUCAAAUCUCAAAAGGAGCGAGCCAUAAGUCAGCCUGGAAGUAAACGUCGUCAAUGUUCAUUUUGUAAAAAAUAUGGUCAUAACAGAGUAACGUGUUGGAAAUACACUGUGGAUGUGCCUGAGGCAGUGGCUUCGCGGAAUGCUGAAGGUAAUGAUGCUACAAUUGGUGAAGGUGACGCUUCUAUAGUGGUUGAAGGUGAUUGUCCUGGAUCAAACGAUGCUGAUGAUGUGUUUUACACAUCUGGAAACGAUGCAGAUAUGGAUGAUGAAGACAUGGCAGAGUAG